Molecule: messenger RNA, 1144 nt
Organism: Drosophila biarmipes
Lineage: Eukaryota; Metazoa; Arthropoda; Insecta; Diptera; Drosophilidae
Product: E3 ubiquitin-protein ligase RNF8-like
Exons: 1
Coding region: 144-824 (226 amino acids)
Biological process (GO): interstrand cross-link repair; protein ubiquitination
Cellular component (GO): nucleus
Molecular function (GO): ubiquitin protein ligase activity
Source: RefSeq, a predicted model, not a curated record
AGCCCUUUUGCACUAUCGAAAUGCAAAUGAAAAAACUGCAGUAGUGUGAUUCACACGGAUUUACACGUGCUUACCAAGUAAUACAAAGAAAGUUCAAGUAAAUUCCAAAUAGCUGCCACUAGUUCAAGUGGAACCCUAACAAUAUGAAUCCGGGAUCGUCCAGGCGAGGAGCCUCCGACUGUGAUGCGUCGCUUUCGCAGCAGAUGAAGCAGAACAUUCGCAAGAUGAACGACCUGGUUAGGGAGCUGCAGGAGGAGAAGCACAAGGUUUCCGGCCUGCAGCAAGAGAAUUCCGGGCGAAAGCGGCAGCUGGAGGAAAGCAACGCCACUCUGGAGAAGCGAGUGCGCGAGCUGGAGCAUCUAAAUGCGCAGUUGGAGCAGUUUAACAGCGAGCGCGAGGGCAUAUUGCUGCAACUGCAGGAGGAGAUGUCGAACUACGCGACCAUCCAGGAGAAGUUCCGCGAGCAGGAGCAGUCCAUGCAAAUGAUUGUGCGCGAACUGGAGGAUGAGCGCUUGGAGCUACUCGAUGAACUGGCCGUUAAGGACAUCAUGAGCGCGGACAGCAUCAACGACCUGAGCGAGGAGGUGAACGAACUCAAUGAGCAGCUGAACGGGAGGUCCGAUGACAUUACCUGCUCUAUUUGCAUUUCGCCCUUGGAGUCGGAGGGCGGGCACCGUGUGGUGUCGUUGCGUUGCGGCCACCUCUUCGGCCAAAAUUGCAUUCGCACGGCCCUUCGCCGCUCACGUCAAUGCCCCAUCUGCUUGAAGCGAGCCCAUCCCGCCGAUGUUCGCAAAAUCUAUGGUCACGGCAUUUUGCCAUCUUAAUGGCAUCGACAAAAUUACGUUUUCAAAACCAAUUUUUUUGAUUAGGAUUUUACCCUGCCUAUGAGCUCAUAAUGUUCAAAUUAAUUUUUUUCUCAGAAUGACCUGACAUUGUCAAACAGUUUUUAAAGUAAGCUUCCAUAAAAGAAUUAACAAACAUGAACCUUGUAUGAACUGAAAACAUGUUCAAUCAAACAUUAUUUGAUUCAUUUGUAGAACAGCAAUGUUAUCCUGAUAAGAACAGAGAUAAAUUUUGAAAAGAAAACAUGUUUUGAGUAUAAACUAUAUAUACUAUUGAUACCAAAAAUAUUAAUUUUGCAGGA